AUGAAGAAAUCAUUUUAUUAUCUAUGGAUUUUUCUUAUUACAAUACAAGAGUUUCUUCAAUAUGGUCAAACUCAAUCUAUAAAUGAUGAUUCAUUAGAUCCAUUAAGUAUGGAUCAAGCUUAUCUAACAAUUAGCAAUAAAAAUUAUUCAAAUUCUAUAACAUUUAUGUAUAAUUUAAUAGUAUGUGAAAAAUGUAAUUUUGAAAUGUUAGGUGAUAUUGUUCCAUGUAAUUCAAGUCAAACAGUUAUCAUAAAUACAACAUAUGCUUAUGAUUUUCAACUUUUUAUAGAAUCUACUAAUAAAACAUUGCAAUGUUCAAUAAAAUCAUAUCUAUUUCUUGAACAUGGAUCAUAUUUAUUUGAAAUGAUUGAAAUUGCACAAAAUCAAGAUUUUUGUUCAAUACAACAAACAAAAGAAUCAAGUUAUUAUUGGUUACCUAUUAUUAUUGGAAUGGGAAUAUUUUUAAUAUUUAUUUUAUUUAUUCAAUUAUGGCAUCGUAUUUCACAUAGUCGACGUUUUACACGUUUUCUUCCUAAUUCUAUGCAACAAGAAAUAAUAAAUAAUGAUUUUCUUACUUCAUUACCAAAAAAUCCAACAACAAUUGCUAAUGAUCCUAAUGAUGAUAUUAUUCGUACACUUACGACUAGUAGUGAAUUACCAUUAGUUGGAUCAACAAGAAUAUCGAAUAAUUCAAUAUUAAUAACAAAAAUUUUACCAAAACGACUUCGUUCAUUGGAUACUUUUCGAGGAUUUUCAUUGAUGGUAAUGAUUUUUGUUAAUUAUGGAGGUGGUGGUUAUUGGUUUUUUAAUCAUUCAAUUUGGAAUGGUUUAACUCUUGCCGAUUUGGUUUUUCCAUGGUUUACUUGGAUAAUGGGUUUAAUAUUACAAGGUGGUUAUUCACGAUGGGUAUAUAUUCGAAUAUUUGGUAUUCUUCAACGUUUAGCAUUAUGUUAUUUUUUUGCUGCUAUACUUGUUUUAAUUUUUGAUGAUAAAGAAGAUGAACCAUAUUCAUUACAAUGGCCAAUAAGUGCUGAUAUUCAACAACCAGUACGGAUAGAAUUAUCAAAUACAUUAUUUCAUUUUUGGCCACAAUGGCUUAUUAUAUUAUUAGUAACUCUUGCUUGGAUAUUGAUUACUUUUAUUCCAAAAUUUGAUAAUUGUCCAAGAGGUUAUUUAGGUCCUGGUGGAAAACAUGAAUAUGGAAAAUAUCAAAAUUGUACUGGAGGAGUUGCUGGAUAUAUUGAUCGAUUCAUUCUUCGAAAUUCUCAUAUGCUUAAUCAUCCAACAUGUAAAAAAAUCUACGAUACUCAAAUACCAUAUGAACCGGAAGGUCUUUUAGGUACAUUAACUGGAAUUUUACUUUGUUAUCUUGGUGUUCAAGCUGGUCAUAGUUUUGCUCAUUCAACACGUAUUCGUCGUGUUUGUGCUCAUUGGCUUAUAUCUGGUCUUAUUUGUGGAUCUAUUGGUUUACUUUUAUCUAAAGGUGGUCAUUCAGAUAGUUGGAUACCAAUUAAUAAAAAUCUUUGGUCACUUAGUUUUAUAUUUGUUUUAUCUGGUUUAGCUUUUGUUAUUUUAACAAUACUUUAUUUAUUUAUUGAUGUUUGUAAAUGGUUUACUGGUGAACCAUUUUUAUGGUUAGGUAUGAAUUCAAUUAUUAUUUUUAUUGGUCAUGAAAUUUGUUCAAAAACUUUUCCUAUACAAUUUCAAGUUGAAGAAACAACACAUGCACAAUUACUUGCUAUGCAUCUUUAUGGAGUUUUCUUUUGGACUAUAAUUGCUGGUCUUAUGUAUCGUAAAAAAAUUUUUAUUGCAAUUUAA
Messenger RNA from Rotaria sordida, 1818 nucleotides. NCBI's taxonomy places the organism in Eukaryota, Metazoa, Rotifera, Eurotatoria, Philodinida, Philodinidae. The record is from the annotation of a GenBank genome assembly.